AUGCCGUCGCCUCCCCUCCGACUCGCCAUCGUCGGGGCGGGCGCGGCGGGGCUGGUGGCCUCCCACGAGCUACGCCGCGAGGGCCACACGCCCGUCGUCUUCGAGCGUGCCGUCGCCGUUGGAGGCACCUGGCUCUACAUGCCCCCCGCCAUGUCCUUCGACCCACGCGCGGUCGGCGCCACGGUGACGCACUACUCCAGCCUCUACGCAUCGCUCCGCACCAACUUGCCACGCGAGGCCAUGGGAUUCCUCGACUUCCCCUUCGCCGCUGGCGCCGCGUUCCCCGGGCACGAGGAGGCCCUUCGGUACCUGGAGGCGUUCGCGCGGCAGUUCGAUCUGCUCCGGCUCGUCCGCUUCCAGACGGAGGUGGUCAGGGUGCGCAGGUGGAGCGACGGGAGGUGGGCGGUGACGUCUAGGAAGCUUGGAGAGAAGGGGAGCAGCGUCGGCAAGGAGAAGUUCUACGACGCCAUCGUGGUUUGCAAUGGCCACUACACGGAGCCACGCAUCGCCGCUAUUCUCGCUAACUACCUGUAUGAUUUCCCUUUCCUUGGAGAUGACAGCACUAUCACCGUGGAUGACAACCGUGUCGAUCCACUAUACAAGCAUGUUUUCCCACCGGAAGUGGCUGCUCAACUGUCCUUCAUCGGAUUGCCGUUGAAGGCUAUUCCUUUUCCACUAGUUGAACUCCAAAGUAAGUGGGUUGCUGGAGUUCUAUCUGGAUGGAUCAAGCUUCCAUCUAAAGACGAAAUGAUGGAAGAUGUGAAAGCUUUUUAUUCAAAACUACAAGCAUGUGGAUGGCCUAAGAGAUACACACAUAACUUAUCAAAGUGUCAGUUUGAGUAUGAUGAUUGGCUUGCUGAGCAAUGUGGCCAUCCACCAAUCGAAGAAUGGAGGAAGCAGAUGUUCACUAUUAAUUUAAAGAACAAGACAGCUCGUCCUGAGAGUUUUCGUGAUGAGUGGGAUGACUAUCAUCUAGUGGCUGAAGAAAAUGAAGAUUUCAAUAAAUUCUUAUAA
Miscanthus lutarioriparius is the source of this 1014-nucleotide messenger RNA. The record is from the annotation of a GenBank genome assembly. Lineage: Eukaryota; Viridiplantae; Streptophyta; Magnoliopsida; Poales; Poaceae.